Messenger RNA from Cercospora beticola, 1196 nucleotides. RefSeq lists its product as uncharacterized. NCBI's taxonomy places the organism in Eukaryota, Fungi, Ascomycota, Dothideomycetes, Mycosphaerellales, Mycosphaerellaceae. The record is from RefSeq and is a predicted model, not a curated record.
GAGGGGUCCUGCAUAUGGAAACGCGCAUGCAGUAUGUGAAGCUUGUGCCUUCGACGAUGAUGUGAUACUGGCCCGCUAGUGAGGAAAGAAGUGAAGCCAUGGGCAAACGCCCUUCUUGCUUCGAGUUCCGCCGCCCUGCGUCUUCUGACACAAAGCACCGCAUUGCACGCACGCACAAACAACAACAACACACAACGUCGACAACAUACCGCUACGACGCGAGGCACGCGCUAUGGACGACUCGCCGCUUGGCAAGCUCGCCGCCGAGCUCCGCAACAAGAUCUUUGAGUACGUGCUGAUUCACGAUGAUCCGAUCUACAUGGCCAUGAAGUAUGAUGCAAGAGGGAGGCCGAAUGAAAUGCGAAUCCUCAACCGCGCAUUCAAUUCUCGUCCACUCUCGCUCCUCGCCGUCUGUCGUCAAGCCCGAGACGAAUGCACCGAGAUGUUCUUCGCAAACAAUCACUUCAAAAUUGGCCCAGCAACCAUUGACCGCGAUAAUGCUGAAAGCGCUACAAGCCUCGAUUGGUUUCUCAACAUGAUCGACGACGUCGGCAAGUCAUACGUGCGCCACAUCACGGUCGGCAUCGUCAGUGUUUUUCCGCGACGCCCUACUCUGGGAGCAAUGAGACACUGCCUGUUCAAACAACUUAGGAGUAUCGAAGAACGUGCUCGUGACCAACGUGGUUCUUGGAAUCCGCACACUCGAGUGGAGUGCUUUCUUGGACUGAAGGAGUCUCCAAAUGGCGAGCAGAUGGCAGUCACCCUUCGUGACAUGAGCGACUGGCGCGCGUCAAGGAAUUCCGCCGCGCUUGCACUAAAGAAUUUCAAGGAAUCGGAUCCCCAUGACUCUUAUUUUGAGUGGAGAUCGAUGGAGUCGUCGACUUGCAUUCCCCAUUUGAUAAGCAUCUUGUGGGACUACAGACCCGCACAGCCGAGACAGCAUUGAGUAGUACUACGGUUCCAACACAUCUGUUUCGCAGCGAACUCUGUGGAGGUAUCGUCAGAUGCAUUUGGCUACCUGCAGAUUUGUGGUCAUGGGCCCGUCAUGCCCCCAAUGACUCUGCAACCUGGCUUCUCCUUCCACGUAUCUGACAGACGGACCUCCACGAUCGCCCUCGACUCACGAAUGAAGCAUCUCCAGCUCAUUAGAUCGGCUGAAGUACGCUGCGCUAUGAGAAGCAGCACAUGAGAGCUCU